AUGUUUUAUCUAAAAGAAGAGAAGCAGGUGGUAAUGGAAAGACGAAGUGUACCACAUGAUGCUGCAUAUGCGAGGUUAAACGAAAGAGGGAACGGUAAAAACGACAAUGAAGGCUAUGAAAGACCCGGACGAUGUACAUGUCGCACGGAGAAACGGAAUGCUGAUGCAACCAAACCCAGUCCUAUUUGGUUGCUGCUAGAAUGA
Molecule: messenger RNA, 204 nt
Organism: Haemonchus placei
Lineage: Eukaryota; Metazoa; Nematoda; Chromadorea; Rhabditida; Trichostrongylidae
Source: the annotation of a GenBank genome assembly